This is a messenger RNA of Thunnus maccoyii (southern bluefin tuna), 3882 nucleotides long. It is a transcript of the gene il17ra1a, whose product is annotated as interleukin 17 receptor A1a. The transcript has 11 exons. The record is from RefSeq and is a predicted model, not a curated record. The coding region runs from base 183 to 2636 and encodes 817 amino acids. NCBI's taxonomy places the organism in Eukaryota, Metazoa, Chordata, Actinopteri, Scombriformes, Scombridae. Gene Ontology annotation, molecular function: interleukin-17 receptor activity.
AGAACGAGUUAUUUUCAUACAGAACAGGAAGUUUUUCCGUAAUCAGAGGCGGCCUCGGGCGUAUUCUCUCAUAACGCAGUCGCUUUAGUUUAGACGCAACAGUUUGGAAAUCUGUCUGAAAUGUUUUCUAAUGACAGAUUCUUUCUAUUCUGAGACUGACGGUGUGACAGUAAACUUUAAAAAUGAUACUUCAUCGAGCGGUUUUGACGUUAAUGUGUGUGUCGCUGUGUUCCACGGUGAGGAUUUCAACAUGGCCUCCUCUUAACUGUUCUCGACAGGGUUUGAGGUGUACAGUCAGCACAAGUAACUGUUUUGACAGUCAAUGGCUGAACGCGUAUGAAUACACUCCCAGCAGUCCAGAGGACCUGGAGGUGUUUGUGCACACCAGGCAGGAUGAGACAGGACACCUGCAACCUGUACUGCUCGCUAACUGGACGAUAAAGGAUGAUGGAAGUAUCUCUUACCUGACAGCCACUGAGCUUCAUGUUCUGGUGAAGUCCACCAAUGAGUACCUGUGUGUUCGAUAUACUUUCAAAGACAAACUCCAAAUGAGAGAUCUAGAUCACAAGAAGUGGUCGUUCUCAGCAAACAUGCUGGAGUUGGACCCUGGCCAGACAUACCAUGUCUCUGUCUUCAACAUCCCCAAACCAGAGCUGGGCCACAGCAGCUACGACGUCAGCAAAGAUAUCCGUGUUCCUGGUUGUAAAGACCCUGAAAUGCAGAGGAGCCAGUUCUGUAUAGAGAGAGGAAGUCUUUGGCAGUCUAACAUCAGUCUGACAUACAUCCCUGCAGUCAGAGGAAGAUCUGCACUGGCAGUUAGCUUCAGUCCUGACAGACUCUGUGAAGAGUACAUAGUUAUUGUGAACUGCCUCCAAGUCCAACAUGUGAACCCUAUAUACAAGGCCAACCAGACCACCCUCAAUGUGAUUUUCAGCCUUGAUAAAUGGCCGAGAUCCUGCUGUCAGUUUUCUGUUCAGAUCAAACCUCUUUUCCCACAAUGUGGCCAAGACUGUGCCCGUCAAAGUGCAACAAAGGACAUUUGUUCUGAUAUGCUGCCAGUAAAGCGACCAGAUGUCCCAGAUUCCUCUCAGCACCGAGUUGUUGCCCUGGGAGUGGUGUUUUUGUGUGUAGUGAUGUCAAUAAUUAUGUAUGCCCUCUGCAGGAAGCGAGGCAAACCAGGUGUUUCUGCAGCACCUGUGGGAGAAAAGAAACCACCGCAGCAGCUUAUACAACCCCCCAAAGUGCUGGUGAUUUACUCUCAGGACCACCAUCUUUACAGGGAUGUAGUGCUGAAGCUCUGCGCCUUCCUCCAGGCCAAGUGUGGCACCAAGGUGCUGGUAGACCUGCUGGACUCCACCAUGGUUGGCAUGGUGGGUCGCCUCCGCUGGUUGGAGUGGCAACGGCAACAGCUGAAAAAUCCUUCUGACAAAAUCCUGGUGCUGUGCUCACGAGGUGUCCAGGCAAAGUGGAGGGCCAUGUGUGGUCACGGUCGGGUGACACUCAGGGAAGACGUCCUCUCCCCUACAGAUGAUAUGCUCACCCCCUUUCUCAACCUCUUCCUACCAGACAUGCACCAGGCAGGCAUGCUGGGCAAGUACAUGGUGGCUUACUUCAAUGAAAUCAGCACAGAACAAGAUGUGCCAUCAGUCUUUGACAUUGCAGUCAAAUACAAGCUCAUGAAGCAUUUUGAAGAGCUGUACUUUCGCAUCCUAGACAUUGAGAAGUAUCAGCCAGGUCAGGUUAACCACAUCGAGGGCAUUGGUGGGGAUGAAUAUUUCAACUGUCCCUCAGGUAAAGCCUUGAUGAAUGCCAUUGAAUCCUUCCAGGCCUACCAGUUGGAAAAUCCUGAUUGGUUUGAGAAGGAGUGUGUGGACAAUGAGGAGGAGAUCAUGACAGAGGCCAACUUGCUCAUUGACCAGCUGCACAUCCCUCCAGUCCUAGAGUGUCUUCCUUUAAUCAGAGAUGGGCCUCCUGUCUACAUCCAAGAUGUAGAAAUCAAUGAAAAUGGCAAUAGUGUUCAUGUCCUAACCCCUGAACUCAACCCAGAGCACCAGCUUUUGUCAGUGGCAGAACUUAGACCAAUAGUGAACCCUGAGAGCAAGAAUCACUAUCCAUCUAACCUGGAUGAAGUGCUGACAGAUCACAUGUAUCCUCACAGCCCCAGUCCACAAUCUGUCUACAUAAAUGAUCCUGUUUUGAUCAAACCGCCACCACCAAGCCAGAACUGGCUCUCUGUUGAGGAGGAAUCCUCAGGUCAAAUUCCCAUUGAGCACAAGGAAAAGGAUUCUCUACUGCCUCUGAGCCAAUUGUCUGCUCAGAAAGACCACAGAAGCUCAGUCCUACAGGACUCCCUGAACUCAAACCCUCCUCAGUCAUCAGGGGUAAGCAUGGAGAGUAAAUAUCCCUCUUGGUCUGACAUCAGCCCCUCACAGCCUGUGGAGAUGGAAGAGGACGAGGUUCUGGAGCCCAGUGGAAAGGGCCCAAGCAGUGGAUCUGAUCAAGGCUACAUCUCUAAAAUAUCUUCCCAGCAUGAAGCCCCUUUCAAAGAGGAUCCACUGGUGGCUCUGGCAAAGCUGCAGGAGGAGCUGUUUCAGCAAAAUAUCCAAUACUCUGACAUUGGUCCUGAAGGGAACUGAUACUCAUAGUCCAAAGUCCAUCUGAAGCACCAAGACUUCCCAGACUUUAGUAGACAUCAUCAUAAGUGCCUGACUGUAGGAAGUAUUUUACAUGAAGUUUGUUGAUGACUCUGAAUAUAAUAACUUAUGUGUUAUUAUGCAUUGUUGUUCAUUCUUCGUAAAACAAAAGGUGGACAGCUGUGUACAUGUAAUCUUCUUGUCCAUCUUUCCUUUUAUUAUUAUUUUUAUUAUUUUGGACUUCCCCCGUCGUGUGUAUUAUAAAUCUUAGAACGCUAUGAGUUGUUGGUAAUUCUCCGAAGCAAAGCCUUCAGCAUGGUUCUGAAACUACAUAAAGGGCUAGCAAGACACCCCUCAAGGACUUGCGGAGUGGGACACAGUGGGACCACACCUUCCAGAUAUCAACUUCAAUCUGUCUACGUCACCUCCAACAUUGUGAAUUAGCUGUAUUUAGUGAUGGUUGGAUGAACUAUGUUGCGCCUGGUUUUCACUUACUUCAAGAGAGAUGUCAUUUUGGGAUUAUUUGCACUCAGUUUUCUUUGAGCCAACAUCUAGUGGCCAUUAGAAGAACUGCAGUUGAAUGAACUUCUUUGGAGUCAUAACUCAGCCAGGAGGUUGCACGGCUGGAUCACGAACAAGGCAAAACAACUGCACCCAAGCCCCAGGCUCUCAAGGGCCUGAAAGCUCCAGGUUCACCAUGUGGGAAGAGUAGCCCCAAGAAAAUCUAGUUAAAAUCUAGUUUAAGCCUUUAUUGUUUCAAUUAAUAUUGUGCUUACUUUAUACAUUUUCCUCAACAAAUGGGGUUAGAAGGGCCAUACUGAUUAUUUUUACUCAUUGGCACACUUAUGGGUAAAUGGAGCCCUGGGGGUGGUUUGUGAUCUGUGUAAGCAGUGCUUGCAAAUCGCUUUUGUAAAAACAGACCCUGUAUGAUUGUUGAACAUUGGUACAUAAUGUUGAAUCUAGAAAGAAGCCUACACUCUUUGGUUCUGAGGGACUCGUGACAAAAUCUGUUUGUUGAGUUUUUAAAUUGAUUUGUUUUACUGCUGUUAAACUGCAUUGAGGGAAAAAUUUUGAGAUAAUGUGAGGUCUUCUUUGUCCUUUUAUCCAUGGGAACAAGGCAAAUGCUCCAUAAAUGCAAGAUAUAUCAUAAAUAACAUUUUUAUCUGUGUGUUUUUGUAAGGCGUGUAAUGGCUGUAACUGCACUUAUCAAUCAUUUCCCUCCAUAAUAAAAUAAUCACUUUUUUCAGUG